AUGCAACGCGUAGCUGCAGGUGUUAAUGCAGAUGAAUGCAAGCGGGGAAUGCGAGGUAGAGCGGGGGCGACUAAUCAAGUGCACGAUAAUGCGGCGGCUAGUAGGGAGAAGAGAAGGGUCAGGCUAUCCCCACCAAUUACUUCAUGGGAUAGUGGAUUAAGUGCUUUGAAAGAUACCCUUAAAUUAAAAGCCACGAUUACUAAAAAAAUCAGAGUGUGCGAAGAUGCAACCGACUACAACGAUUACCAUCUCGUUGAUUACUUGACUGGCGAUUUCCUCGAAGAACAAUACCAUGGACAAAGAGAUAUUGCAGGAAAGGUGUCCAAUUUGGAGAAAUUGAUGGCGAGUUAUGGAAUACUUGGAGAAUGGCUGUUCAAUAAGAAGCUCUAUUGUUUAGAUAUCGUUUAA
Molecule: messenger RNA, 408 nt
Organism: Diorhabda sublineata
Lineage: Eukaryota; Metazoa; Arthropoda; Insecta; Coleoptera; Chrysomelidae
Product: ferritin subunit-like
Exons: 3
Coding region: 1-408 (135 amino acids)
Molecular function (GO): ferric iron binding
Source: RefSeq, a predicted model, not a curated record